Microbotryum saponariae is the source of this 3107-nucleotide messenger RNA. The record is from the annotation of a GenBank genome assembly. NCBI's taxonomy places the organism in Eukaryota, Fungi, Basidiomycota, Microbotryomycetes, Microbotryales, Microbotryaceae.
AUGUCGUUCGCCGCUCUGGCCGGUGGUGCCGAAUGUGGGCCGGUGAACCCCUUGUCGCAACUUUCCAAGCUGUACGGUCAGGAUCGCGGGGUGCAGCAGGUCAGUCGUCGCACGCCGCACGCCGCACGCCGAAGCGUAGAGGCGAUGUUCGCAUCGCGGCUUGGCUGACUCAGCUCUGUCUUCGCGGCGGUUGUUUGUGCUGCGACUCAAUAGGAUCAUUCCAAUCCUCAAGCUGCUUCAUCUUCUUCGGUGAGUGUCAUAGUCAUGAGUCCAGACAGUCCAGCCUUGGUUGACGACCGCACUGACUGACUGACCGACAUCCCCCACCUUCGGCGAUCGUGCAGGCUUUCCGUCGCGGAGGCCCAUCGUCAUCGUCUUCCCAACCACUAGCAGAUGAAGCGAACCAAUUCUUCCAACAACAACGAGGUGGCGGACCGCAUGCGUUCGAUCUCUCGCCUCUCAACCGAGCCCUGACGCCACAUAACCCAACCCCCGGCUCGAUCAAUGCAGCCGCCGCACCACCACCCUGGGCCCAAGCCUUUUCCCAACAAAUGCACCUUCCCUCAAAUGUCUCGAACCAAUCUGAGAUGGAGAACGAGGCGUUCAGAAGGGCGUUCCAACCUCAAGGACCGAGCAUGAUGGGUGGCGCAGGCGGUCCGGGGGGAGCCCAACUCGAAUGGACCAAUGACUUUCGUCAACAUCGAGCCAGUCCUCUUGCCGCAUCCCAACAACAACAAGUACCCAGUUCGGCUAUGUCGAUCGAGGCGCAGCAGUCGGGGCGGAUGGGGUAUUCGACGGGCCAGCAGAGGCUCUUUGGCGCUGGUUUCGGCGCACCGGCUUUGGCCAUGUCGGGGGCUUCGACGAUGUACCAGCCUUCGAUGCAGCAGCACAAUGACGUGCAACAUGCUUCGGCUCAGCGGGAUAUGGCCGUUUCGACCCAGGGUGAGUUCCCAUGGCUUAAUUUUGCACCAUUUGCGAACUCGGGCUGACGCUGAAUGUAAUCUGGACCGUACAGGGUGGGAGGACGCUUUCAAAGCCCAAGAAGCCGAAGUGACGACCAACACAUCCAAAUUGAUCCACGAAUCGUACCAGCCCAUCUCGGAAUACGAACAGCGAUCUUCCUCGCCGAUCUUGUCGCAGGACCAAGCGCGCGACGCGCUCGCCGAAACCGCCGGUCGGCUACUCGAUACCGUUCGCUCGAGCGAGCAAAACCGUCAUUCGAAUCAAGUGGUCGACAAGGCCGACGAUGCCGCGGCGCGUAAUGCCAAGUUCGCGAACUCGACCUUUCUCGACUUGAUGCGCAAGUUGAGGGAUGGCGAGGUCGCCGUCGAAGGGGACAAGGUCGUCGAGCAGAUCGAACCCAAGUAUUCGACCGCGGAGAAGGGGAAAGAACGAGCUGCGGAUUCGGCCUCGUCGUCAUGGGCGCACCAGUUUGGACGAGAAGAGGAAGGGAGGAUCGGAGGUGCUGCACCGAUGACGGCGGCGUUUGGGUUGUCGGCCGAUGGGGUGGGAGCAAGACCUUCGGCGGCGGCCGAAUUUGCUCAAGCGAAUCAACAAUUCUCGGAACGACAGGCGAGAAACGCGCAGCUUUCUCGCGAGUUGGGCCAAGAUUAUCAGACCAUCGCGGGGUUGUGGGAUGACGAGGAUCAGGUCAGAUCGGGGCGCGAACAAGCCGCGGCCGAACGCGCCAAGUGGCAGUUUCAAGGCGAUGGGGGAGGGAUUGCGGCUGAGCACGAGAUGAUGGGGGAUGAGGCGACGACGGCGGAACGGACGCGCGAGCAGAUGUACAUGGACACCUCGGUGCCUCUAGCAAGUUCGAAUUGGGAAGAAGAGAUGAACGAUCCGUCGAUGAUCGUCGGAGGACACGCGAUGAAGACCGCUCGGCCGCCGCAGGAACUGUCGGCGCAACAACGGGAAUGGGAUAUGCUGCAAGAGGACUGGGAUGCGUUCGACGUUUCGGCCGCGGGCCUGAAACCGGCAGCUUCGACGUCGGCUUCGAUUGGCGGGUACACGUUCCACCAGAACAACCCGUACAUCAAUUCAACCCGACACCACUCGAUGCACGGCGCGUACGGGUCGUCAAACUAUGAUACGAUCCUGCAGAAGGAAGCGGCGGUACAACAACGACCGCAUGAUCCUCAGGCUUGGCUCGCGUUGGGGAUCAAGCAGCAGGAGAACGAACGAGAGGAGAUGGCGAUCCAAGCUUUGCGACAGGCGUUGUCGAUCGAUCCUGAAUUGGGGGAGGCCCACCUUGCUCUCGCGGUAUCGUACACGAACGAAAACGAACGACCCCUCGCUUACGAAGCUGUCGAUAAAUGGGUCGAUACGUUGGGGCAAACUAGGUACAAGCAAGAGGUCGAUGCCUAUCGGGAUUUAUUCGGCAUCUUACCGGAACAACAACACAUCCGUCACGAAUACCUUACGAACCUCUUGAUUCGUUUGGCGCAAUCGAGGGAAAGUGACGACGUCGAUGCCGAAGUGCAGAUCGGGUUGGGGGUGCUCUUCAACGCGAGUGAGGAAUACGAGAAGGCGAGCGAUUGCUUUGAAUCGGCUCUUUCGGUAUGGCCCAAUGAUCCGUUGUUGUUCAAUCGCCUUGGCGCGACAUUUGCCAAUUCGGGCAAGACGGAUUUGGCGAUCCAGUAUUACGUCGAGGCGUUGGAGAUUCAACCCAACUAUGUGCGCGCGAGAUUCAACCUCGCCGUCGCAAAUAUGAACCUUCAUGUGAGUUAUCGGGAACUGGGUCGAGGACUUAUGCGAAAGAAGGCUUUCGAGCUGAGUUCUGGUCACUUGAAUCUGCAGCAAUACGAGGAAGCGGUGCAUCAUCUCUUGACCUCGCUUUCGAUCCAAGAGGCGGAUGCCCAGCUGGAAAGUGAGUCCGGGGAGGAAAUGUUACUCGACAGCGGUGGAUUCGCAAAGCUGACCGCCUGUCUUAUCUCCUCACAGCCGGUGACGCAUCUCUCCCCGCCAACGGAUCCAACGGCGUCACUUCGCAAACCCUCUGGGACUCGCUCAACAUCGCCCUCUUGCAAAUGAACCGUUCCGACCUCGCGACCCUGACCGCCGCGCGCGAUUUAGCGGGCCUCACCUCGGCGCUCAACAUCAUGUGA